CGGUUCGACAGACUCAUACUUGCAUAGCUCUCUGGACAUUCCCUCUUUCUCUCCAUACACAUCCCAACUUACUCCGAAAUAAGGUUCUAUACAUCGCAGGUCCACCAUGCAGGUCAAGAACAUUCUCCCCUUGGCCUUGGCCAGUGUUGCGCUCGCCCAAGAGGGCGGCCAGCUGAACCUGACUGCCGCCCUGGCUUCCCAGAACUCGAGCUUGUCGACUCUGACUAGCCUUCUCGGUACACAGCCUGGCCUCGUCCAGGCUCUCUCGCAGGCCCAGAACAUCACCAUUCUGGCCCCCAGCAACGAGGCCCUCGAGGCAUUCAUCGCGAGCGCCGGUUCCGCUGCUACCGACGCUGGUUUGGUCGCCGCCAUUCUCCAGUACCACGUCCUGAAUGGCACAUACUAUGCCUCCAACUUCACCGAGGAGCCUCAGUUCAUCCCCACUCUCCUCCAGAACCAGACCUAUGCCAACGUUACCGGUGGGCAGCGCGUCCAGGCCCAGGCUGUGGACGGCAACGUCACCUUCUACUCGGCCCUGCGGGAGAACUCGACUGUCACCACCGGAAACCUCAACUUCACCGCCGGUACUAUUCACGUCAUUGACAAGGUCCUCAGUGUUCCUCAGGGUAUCGCCGAUACCCUCCGCGCUGCGAACCUCACCGCCGCUCUGGGUGCUGUUCAACUCGCCAAUGUCACUGAGGCCCUUGCUUCCGCCGAGGAUCUGACGAUCUUUGUCCCCAACAACGAGGCUUUCCGCGCCAUUGGUAACCUCACCUCCACCCUCGGCUCCGAGCUCGCAAGCAUCCUACAGUACCACGUUGUCGCCGGUUCUGUUCUGUACAGUCCCGAUAUUACCAACACCUCUUUGACGACUCUCAACGGUGGAAACAUUACCAUCAACGUCAUCAACGAGACUGUCUACGUCAACAAUGCCGAGGUCCUGAUUCCCAACGUUUUGAUCGCCAACGGUGUCGUCCACGUCAUCGAUAACCUUUUGAACCCCAACAACACUGCCGCCGAGCCUGACACAACCGCCACCAGCCGCCCUCCUGCCUACACUGGUGCUGGCCCUGUCACUGACGGAAGCAAUCCCUUCACCAACGGCGUCACCGGACCUACUUCUACAGCACCCCUCGCCACUGAGACUGGUGCCAAUGACGGUGGCGGCGUCCGUACCACUUCUUCGUCUGUAGAGGCGGCCCCCAUGCGCACUGCUGCUGUCGGUGCCGCUGCCCUCUUCGGUGGUAUGGCCGCUUACAUGAACAUGUAAAGCUUGGAGGGAGUGGUAGUUAUAAACAGGGAGAGUAUGAACGACUCAUGAACUGGGAGGCAUCUGAGAGGGUGUAUUAAGGGUUGUAAUCGAUGCUGAUACCAACAGGCUGUGGCCAAUGUUCAUUCUUUCCAUCGUUAAUACCCCAACUGAACAAGUAGUUAAUAAUGUGAGAAGGGUCAUUUCGAAUUAUUAUUGCGCAAGCCAAAAAGCAAACAUGUUCAUUGAGGUGUUCGCAUCAGCCAAUCAAUAGCUGUGAUUUAGUU
Colletotrichum destructivum is the source of this 1536-nucleotide messenger RNA. Its product is annotated as Putative FAS1 domain-containing protein. The coding region runs from base 107 to 1270 and encodes 387 amino acids. Gene Ontology annotation, biological process: macroautophagy. NCBI's taxonomy places the organism in Eukaryota, Fungi, Ascomycota, Sordariomycetes, Glomerellales, Glomerellaceae. Gene Ontology annotation, cellular component: fungal-type vacuole membrane. The record is from RefSeq and is a predicted model, not a curated record. The transcript is spliced from 3 exons.